Messenger RNA from Cuscuta campestris, 1292 nucleotides. The record is from the annotation of a GenBank genome assembly. Lineage: Eukaryota; Viridiplantae; Streptophyta; Magnoliopsida; Solanales; Convolvulaceae.
CGCAGACACUAACCUUGUACCUAUUAGAUAGAAUAUACAUUUUAUUUCAAAUUUAAAAAUGUCAAAUUUAAAAAUGUCGAUAACUUUUUCUAAAAUUAAAAUAUAAAUAUUAUAUAACCUAUACACUCCAUCAGAAUAAUCUCUAUUGCAUUUCUUGCAUUUAAAUUGGGAACCAUCUAGAACAAUCUUACUGUUGCAUGUGUUACAACAAAGGUAGUAUUUCAUGGAGUUCGGAUUCAGCAUCGUGGGUUCCUUCGGUAACGGGAUGAGUUCCGAAAUUCCUGUGCAAACCUCUAAAGUUGCCAUGGUUGUGCCGUCCUCACCGCUGCCAUUCGGGUCAAGUGUGGGGGCCGCCACCAUGACAUCAAUCUCGAUGCUGAGCUCGAUCUUCGGGUCGGCUCCUCGACCUAUUCCCGGGCUCGAAACCAUGGGGGGUCACCCCGUUGGUAAUACAAACCCAUUCCUCGAACCAACUAUGGCUUCGGCCUCAACGGUCAACUUUGGACCAAACGCGGGAUUCAACGCACCGAUCAAUCCAUUUGUCAGACCUCAUUGGGCGUCCAACGGGCCUUUCCUCCAUACGCCCAAUGCAGUUGGGCCGAUUUCAGUGCCCGCUAGUACGGUCCAAAGGCCACCAAAGUUCAAUGGCACAAACUUCAAGAUGUGGCAAGAAAAGAUGACGUUUUUCUUGACCAUCUUGGGAUUUGCUGAGUACCUACAGCAAGAUCCUCCCCAGGCGAAUGACGGGAACGACCCCCUCGUGGCGAUGGUGAACGAAGCAUGGUACCACAAUAACUAUCUCACCAUCAACUACAUCCUCGAGGGGUUGGCCGAGACGCUGUAUCCCGUCUAUGCCGGUGCAAAGCUUGCAAAAGAGCUUUGGAGUAGCUUGAACAAGAAGUAUCAAGCUGAAGAUGUCGGCGCGAAGAAAUUCAUUGUCGGGAAGAUACUGAACUAUAAGAUGGUUGACAACAAAUCUGUUUUCACCCAUGCUGAGGAGCUUACGAUAAUCUUCAACAACAUUAUAAAAGGUAGAAACAUAGACUUUUACUGAAUUUUAAUUAUCACAAUCAUUAGGCAUGAAAGAAAUUUUGAAAAAGAAAUAGUGUUUAAAGAAUAUAUAAUAGUGAUACCAUUAUAUCGCCUAGGUUUCACCAUGUGCAUCAAAAGAAUUGGUGGAUUUUCCAAUCCUUCAUUGAGUCCCUCGAUCACUUUAUUAAUAUGAUGAGCCCAUAACGUACAAUCUAGACGGUUUCCCUUGAACAAAGAUUAAAUAAAGUGAUUAAUAAUAG